AUGGCAAAUCGGGGAGUCAAGAGAAACUUUGACACAGUGGACCCCAGCAGCGACACCACCACCGACAACAACAUGCGCAUGAUGCGCGAGCCCAAUCCAAGCCCAACAACAGCACCCGCCUCGGAGCCUCGCUUCUAUCCAACGACGAAUGAUCCCACAACCGGUGGCGAUAUGUCACGGGCUGCCAGACCAUCCGCCAACCAGGGCAUUCCCACCAUCACUUCCCCCGCCCAACACGAUCCGACUCCAUCAGAUCAAGCUACGCCCAACGCCAACACAGGUGUUCCCGACGCCAACGCAACUACACCUCGCGCCGCGUACCACCGCCGCCAAGCCGCAGCCACUGUACAACGCAUCGUCCUCGAGGAAUCAGUAGCGCUCACCGAACAAAUUGCCGAAACUUUGACAGAGCGCGAGCUCAGGCAGAUUCUGCGCACGUGCAUAAUCAGGCAGGCUUCUGGAAUCCCGCAGAGGGCUAUGAUCAAGUAUCUUAUUAGAAAGCUUGCGCUGAUGAAGAUGGUCAAUCACCCAGACUUUCCGGAGUGGUUUGAGAGGUUCCAGCGAGGGGAAAUGGACGUUGAAAGUGGGGCGGAGGCUGAUGAUGAGAUGGAGGAGGGUGAUGAGUAUAUGGGAGAGGCUGAAGAGGUGUGGGAUACGGAUGAGGGAGAGGCUAGAGAGGAUAUGGCAGAGGCUGGAGAGAAGAUGGAUGCGGAGGAGGGAGAGGCUGGCGAGAAUAUGGGAGAGGCUGGAGAGAUGGACACGGAGGAGACAGAAGAGGCUGGGGAGGAGAUGGACACGGAAAGUUAG
Molecule: messenger RNA, 807 nt
Organism: Neurospora tetrasperma FGSC 2508
Lineage: Eukaryota; Fungi; Ascomycota; Sordariomycetes; Sordariales; Sordariaceae
Exons: 1
Coding region: 1-807 (268 amino acids)
Source: RefSeq, a predicted model, not a curated record